AUGACAGACACCGAAUGGAGAAACCAAACGACCAUCACAGAAUUUAUCCUCCUGGGAUUUGGGGAUUUCUCUGACUUGCAAAUUCUUCUCUUUCUAAUGUUCCUAGUGAUCUAUAUUGCAACCACACUUGGGAACACUCUCAUUGUGGUGCUUGUUGUGACUGAUCAGCACCUUCACAUCCCCAUGUACUUCUUCCUCUGGAACUUGUCCUACUUGGAGACCUGCUACACCUCUACCUUCCUGCUCAGGUUACUGGCCAGUCUGCUGACUGGGGAUAGAACCAGCUCAUUCAGUGGCUGCUUCACACAAAUGUAUUUUUUUGGUUUUCUGGCAGGUACAGAAUGCUGUCUCCUAGUAGCAAUGUCGUAUGAUCGGUAUUUAGCGAUAUGUAAACCCCUGCACUAUUCAACUCUUAUGAAUACCAGGUUUUGCCUUCAGCUGGCUGCUGGAGCAAGGUUAAAUGGUUGUUUGGCUACUACUAUCUUUAUAUUAUUCAUGUCAUCCUUAAUAUUUUGUGGCCCGAAUGAAAUUGACCACUUUUAUUGUGACUCCAUCCCAUUGAUAAAACUCUCCUGCAGUGACACACACCUAAUCAUAUUCAUGAAUUUCAUACUAAUCUGUGUAUUCCCUCUGCCUCCAUUCCUACUAACCCUGACAUCCUAUGUGUGCGUCAUUGCCACCAUCCUGAAAAUCCCUUUCACCACUGGGAGGCAGAAGGCCUUUUCUACCUGCUCCUCUCACCUCAUCGUGGUGACAAUUUUCUAUGGCACAAUAAUGAUUGUCUACAUGCUACCAAAACGUGACAAACUGAGAUACCUGAAAAAAGUGUUUUCCCUUUGCUACACAGUCCUGACUCCUCUGGUAAACCCCCUCAUCUACAGCCUGAGAAACAGAGAGGUCAAGGAAGCCUUGUGCAAAUCAGUCAGUGAAUGUGGCUUUCACAAAACACGCAGAGACUCCAAGAUAAUAACUUAG
Molecule: messenger RNA, 975 nt
Organism: Chelonoidis abingdonii (Abingdon island giant tortoise)
Lineage: Eukaryota; Metazoa; Chordata; Testudines; Testudinidae
Product: olfactory receptor 10A7-like
Biological process (GO): G protein-coupled receptor signaling pathway
Cellular component (GO): membrane
Molecular function (GO): olfactory receptor activity; G protein-coupled receptor activity
Source: RefSeq, a predicted model, not a curated record